Wasmannia auropunctata (little fire ant) is the source of this 778-nucleotide messenger RNA. RefSeq lists its product as uncharacterized. The coding region runs from base 251 to 658 and encodes 135 amino acids. Gene Ontology annotation, molecular function: odorant binding; olfactory receptor activity. Gene Ontology annotation, biological process: detection of chemical stimulus involved in sensory perception of smell; sensory perception of smell. NCBI's taxonomy places the organism in Eukaryota, Metazoa, Arthropoda, Insecta, Hymenoptera, Formicidae. Gene Ontology annotation, cellular component: plasma membrane. The record is from RefSeq and is a predicted model, not a curated record. The transcript is spliced from 4 exons.
AUUCAGUUGUUAAGUGCUUUUAACACUCAUCAACAUUGUUUAGAGUGAGUACUUGACACACUUUGAAAUAUUUAUAAUCGUUGCAUAUUUAAGAAUAAAAUAAAAAGUUUAAAUAAUAUUUCAUAAAUAUAAAAAGAUCAUAUGUACUUGUUAUAUCUAAUUCGCUUAUCAUAAUUAUAUAUGUUGCAUAAUUAUAUAUUUACUUGUAACAUUGAUUAUUUUUUCACUCAUUUUAAGAUUUAUCGAGAAUAUGCAAUAUAAAUUUUCGUUUUCGUAUUUUGCUCUAUUUGUAUUUGGUGUGGCAUCGGCGAGUGUUAAUAUGUUUCGCCUUUUUGAGGCAGUUACAACACACAAGUUAUUCGAAGCUGUUGCAACCGGUUUAUUUGUAUACGCUCAUAUGUGCUACGGAUUUUUUAUGAACUAUUUUGGACAGGAUAUAAUUGAUCAUAGCGAAAUUCUUUUUCAACAAAUAUAUAGCGCACGAUGGUACACAGCGCCACUAUACGCUCAGAAAUUAUUACUCAUAACAUUACGACAAAGUAUGAAGAAGAGUAAAAUAAUUGUCGGCGGUUUAUUUGUUAUGUCAUUAGAAGGUUUAGCCACGCUUUUGAGUAUGUCAUUGUCUUAUUGUAUGGUUUUGUAUUCGGUUCGUAAAUGAUUGUGCAAUAUAUUUACGACAGUAAAUAUAAUCCUCACAAAAAUCGUCUGAUGAGCAUUAAAAAUAACAAACAAAGGAUCGAAUUACUUAAUUACAAAAAUAAAAAUAUAAUAAAAUAUA